Messenger RNA from Penicillium daleae, 1890 nucleotides. Its product is annotated as carboxylesterase/lipase family protein. Bases 1 to 1890 code for a protein of 629 amino acids. NCBI's taxonomy places the organism in Eukaryota, Fungi, Ascomycota, Eurotiomycetes, Eurotiales, Aspergillaceae. The transcript has 4 exons. The record is from RefSeq and is a predicted model, not a curated record.
AUGAGGGUGCUUUUCCCAAUUUCUUUGUCGGCCGUUGUAGCCACGGCUCUAGCCUCGCCUUCCGUUACCAUUGAUGCUGGCACUCUCAAGGGUGGAAAGUGCAGCGGUGGGCAAGGUGCGGUCUACUACAAGGGCGUUCCAUUUGCAGAACCUCCAGUUGGGGACUUGCGAUUCGAACCUCCCAAGGCCUACAACAAAAAAUACUCAAACGGAGUACUCAAUUCAACCAUUUCUGCUCCAACUUGUAUUCAAUUUGGAAAUGGGACUGUGCCAUCUGGAACCAAAUCUGAAGACUGCCUUUACUUGGACAUUUGGGCUCCAUCUAGCGCGACUAAAGACUCAAAACUCCCUGUCAAGGUUUGGAUUUUUGGCGGAUCCGACACAGAAGGCGGCAUUGAAUACUCUCUGUAUGACGGCUGCAACCUGGCCGAGAAAGGCGCAGUGGUUGUAUCACUGAACUACAGACUCGGGCCCCUCGGUUUCUUAGCACUUAACAGUGCUGGAAUUUAUGGUAAUCAGGGAAUUCAAGAUCUGAUUCUUGGAUUCGAAUGGGUUCAGAAAAGCAUUUCCGCCUUUGGCGGUGACCCUGAAAAAGUGCUCGCUUUCGGACAAUCAGCUGGUGCUACAGACGUAUACACUAUUGCGACUCUUCCUGCGGCACCAUCUCUCUUCAAGAGCGCCAUAAUUGAAUCGAUUGCUUUACCUCAAUUGACACAGAAUUCGUCUGCCCAAAAGCUGGGUGCUUCGUUUGCGAAGCAGCUUAAAUGCGGUCUAAACGACAAAUCCUGUCUCCAAUCCGUUUCCUCUGCCGACCUUCAGAUGGCAUUUUAUUCCAAUGCCUAUAUGAAUUCCGGGAUCGGGGGACUCAGUGGAAUUGGAAUUUCCAACAGCCAGACGCCCGAAUUCUGCCCAAUUGUGGAUGGCACCGUCGUCAAAGAGAAUCCUCUGUAUCGUGGGGCACAAGUCCCGGCAGUCUUUGGAUACAGUAGGCACACCUUCCACCUUAUGUCGAAUCAUAGACUGAAAGCUAACACGUCAAAAUUACAAGAUCAACAAGAGGGCAAUUUGGAUGCCAUCACGAAGUAUCCGUCAGCGAAGCUCAUCGCAAACCUCACAGCGGCUGAUUACAAGGCUUUUCUUCAAGGAGACUUUGGCCCUGCAGCUCAAAUGAUCGAGAAAUAUUACCCAUUAUCUCUCUUUGAAUCUGCCGUCAAGAAACUCGGGUUGACGGCCGGAUCUGGUGUAUUGGAGGCUAUUGCACAAGUCCUCACAGACGCACAUUUCAAAUGCCCAACAUAUCAGAGUGCGAUGCAUACCGCACGCAAUGGUAACCCGGUAUGGGCCUAUGAGUUCACUCACAAUUCCACCUGUGCGUGGCUGGAUACACUUGUUCCAAUUGCAGACGAUUUGUCAGUCAUGGGCGCCGCUCAUACUGCUGAAAUCCCAUUCGUCUUCGGCAAUUUGAAUUUCAGCUAUCCUAACGAGCACUACACCUGCAGUGGUUCACAAGCUGAGUGGGAUUUGAGCAAUGAGAUGAUCAGCUUAUGGACAGCAAUGGCCGAGGAUGGCAACCCGUCGACCGAGGCUAUUCAAUGGCCGACAUUCCAAAUUACAUCCACGGGCUCGAAUACCCCUGGAAUGAUCUUCGGGAAUUCAAGUACGCCUGGCCAGAUUGACUUCUCCGUCUGCAAGUUAUGGGCUCAGGUCAGCGCCAUGCUGGAUGGAAGAAAUACCACGGCUACGGCACAGACGUCUUCCAGUAGCAGUGCAAAGCCUACGGCUUCACCGACCAGUUCUUUUUCGACGAGUGGCGGUGUAACUUCUUCCCCUUCCAUCGGAGGUUCGAUCUUUUUGAGCACUAUUUUGAUGGGGGCUGCUAUCCUGAUUUGA